AUGGCCUGCAUCCUCUUUUCCGCCGUCACAGCUACACCAAUCUCUGAUACCGCCGCUGGCGCUGUGGCAUGGGCCGACCCUGAAAACUGUCAUCGAUUCUAUGAAUGUCCUGUGGGCGGAAAACCGGUUUUGAAGACUUGCGGACCCGGAACUGCGUUCCAGACGAAGACUAGCGUCUGUGACUACGAGUACCUGGUGGAAAGCUGCUGGCAUCACAAGUAG
Molecule: messenger RNA, 222 nt
Organism: Penicillium subrubescens
Lineage: Eukaryota; Fungi; Ascomycota; Eurotiomycetes; Eurotiales; Aspergillaceae
Product: chitin binding peritrophin-A domain-containing protein
Exons: 1
Coding region: 1-222 (73 amino acids)
Cellular component (GO): extracellular region
Molecular function (GO): chitin binding
Source: RefSeq, a predicted model, not a curated record